AUGCCCUACCAACAGACUGCAGACAAAGUUCACAAUUCUUUACAUCACCAGUGUUUUUUUUUUCACAGUGCAUUGCUGGCAUCAUAUUUUCUACAAGAGAAACAGAAUCUUCAUGGUAAAAUUGGCUGUCUGCUAUCAAUCAUUGGCUCAACAGUGCUUGUCAUUCAUGCACCACAGGAAGAGGAAGUGAAGCGCAUGGAUGACUUAGAGCCAAAGCUUACAUCACCAGGCUUUGUGGCUUACGGUUUCAUUAUCAUAAUAUUUGCACUAGUUCUAGUAUUCUAUUAUGGACCACGAUUUGGCAAAACAAAUAUUCUGGUGUACAUUGCAAUCUGUUCCCUGAUUGGUUCAUUGUCUGUAAUGGGAUGCAAAGGUCUUGGAAUAGUGAUUAAGCAGACACUCCAUGGAGACAGCCAGCUAACGAAUCCUGUGGCAUGGGGCUUGUUAUUCGCUGUAUUAGCGUGUGUGAUGACACAGAUGAACUACCUGAAUAAGGCUCUUGACAUCUUUAAUACAUCCUUAGUAACUCCAAUCUAUUAUGUCAUGUUCACAACACUGACAAUCAUUGCUUCAGCAAUUUUGUUCCGGGAGUGGGAGGUCAUGAACUCUAAAGACACUAUAGGUGCAAUUUGUGGAUUUCUGACGAUAGUGUUUGGUGUGUUCUUGCUACACGCAUUCAAGGAUGUUCACUUCAGUUUAAAGGAUGUUCUCAAGUUUUCCUCCCAGGCUAAUGGUGCUCCAAAGACGAGAAAUCCUGGAAAACAGGCAAACGACGAAACAGAGGCAAUGCUUAUGCAUCGCAUCAACAAUGCUACUGAUGAAGAAGAAGAAGAAGAGUCUGUCACAGUAUUUACCAAUAAUAUCAAUCAUUUAUAAUAUAUCACUUCAUCUAUUUAUUAGAAUUUCAAAUAAAUUUAUGAAUUUGUUCAAAACGGAUAGUGUUUCUGUAAUUCACCUACACAGAGUGGGUAUUAAAAUUAUUGGAACCUGACUGUAUAAAAAAACCUGACUGUACAAAAAUAUUGCACAAUGUUUUCUCAGUAAAACCAACAAUUUAUUAAUAUAAUUUUUACUAUUCUGUAUAUUAAUGAUCUUUCAGCUUAUGCAGUCAAAUAUUCUUAAGUCAGCACUUUGUGUGUUGGAUUCGCUGGCCAGUGAUGAAGUGAUUUUUCAUUAACACUGUUCAGUGUUCACGCACUGUUUGGGGUUUGUUACUUAUUCCAGAACAAGAGUUGUUUCACUUAUUAUAUUUCAUAAUUUUUGAUAGUUACUAAUAAGUUCAGUCAUAGCAGGGCACCUAUGCAACCCACUCUUUGUUGCAGUGAGCAGAUGAUCAAAAAAUCAGCUUCACCUUUGUUGUCAAAGUCAACUUGAUAUUUAACUGACUGCCAGUUAUUUAACCUUAGUUUAGAUUUAUUACACUGUUGAACUGGUUUUAUCAUACAGCUGAAUUAAGUUUAACACUGGGUUUUGCAGCCACUAUAUAUUGUAUUAGUAAAGCAUGGGUUGAACUGUGGUUUGUUUAGUCCAUGUUAAGACUUGAACUCAUCAUUUUCAUAACCCACUGAACAUUAAUCAAGUAAUCAUGCAGUCAAAUUCUGUCAGUAACUGAAUCCUUAAAGUAGCAUUGGUUAAGACCAAUGUAAUCAUUAGACGGCACCAGGAGCUGGUCAAUCUUUGAAAGUGUUUUCAACCUCACAUUUUCUUGAGGUGUAUGUCUUUAAUAAAAUAUUUGUUAGUUUGA
Molecule: messenger RNA, 1744 nt
Organism: Orbicella faveolata
Lineage: Eukaryota; Metazoa; Cnidaria; Anthozoa; Scleractinia; Merulinidae
Product: magnesium transporter NIPA2-like
Biological process (GO): magnesium ion transport
Cellular component (GO): membrane
Molecular function (GO): magnesium ion transmembrane transporter activity
Source: RefSeq, a predicted model, not a curated record